CUGUUUGAUGGUAUAAUGAAGACAGGGGUAUUCUGCCUGUUUGAUGGUAUAAUGAAGACAGGGGUAUUCUGCCUGUUUGAUGGUAUAAUGAAGACAGGGGUAUUCUGCCUGUUUGAUGGUAUAAUGAAGACAGGGGUAUUCUGCCUGUUUGAUGGUAUAAUGAAGACAGGGGUAUUCUGCCUGUUUGAUGGUAUAAUGAAGACAGGGGUAUUCUGCCUGUUUGAUGGUAUAAUGAAGACAGGGGUAUUCUGCCUGUUUGAUGGUAUAAUGAAGACAGGGGUAUUCUGCCUGUUUGAUGGUAUAAUGAAGACAGGGGUAUUCUGCCUGUUUGAUGGUAUAAUGAAGACAGGGGUAUUCUGCCUGUUUGAUGGUAUAAUGAAGACAGGGGUAUUCUGCCUGUUUGAUGGUAUAAUGAAGACAGGGGUAUUCUGCCUGUUUGAUGGUAUAAUGAAGACAGGGGUAUUCUGCCUGUUUGAUGGUAUAAUGAAGACAGGGGUAUUCUGCCUGUUUGAUGGUAUAAUGAAGACAGGGGUAUUCUGCCUGUUUGAUGGUAUAAUGAAGACAGGGGUAUUCUGCCUGUUUGAUGGUAUAAUGAAGACAGGGGUAUUCUGCCUGUUUGAUGGUAUAAUGAAGACAGGGGUAUUCUGCCUGUUUGAUGGUAUAAUGAAGACAGGGGUAUUCUGCCUGUUUGAUGGUAUAAUGAAGACAGGGGUAUUCUGCCUGUUUGAUGGUAUAAUGAAGACAGGGGUAUUCUGCCUGUUUGAUGGUAUAAUGAAGACAGGGGUAUUCUGCCUGUUUGAUGGUAUAAUGAAGACAGGGGUAUUCUGCCUGUUUGAUGGUAUAAUGAAGACAGGGGUAUUCCUGGAGAGUUGUGUUCCUUGUGAUGCCGUUCCCCCGCUCCGGUUAAUCAUAACUUAAUAAUGAUUGACUAGAAGUUCAGUGAAUUCCAUUUUCUUUUUCUUUCAAAACUUUCUCCAAGACUUCUGGAGUCUGUGACUUCCGGACUUCCCUGUUCAAGGACCCACAUGUUCGUUUAAUAAAAUAUGUCCCAGCAAGUUUUCUCCUGCCUGGGAAAGGUGUGUGGAGGUGUAGGGGGUGAUCUUUGAGGUUCCACUGACAGAAGACAGCUGUCUGGCCCCUUCCCCCUGUCCUCCAUCACACCAUGAGGUGCCCCGAGACCCCGCCCCGAGACCCCGCCCCUUCCCCCUGUCCUCCAUCACACCAUGAGGUGCCCCGAGACCAAGACUUAGGAGAGGAGGCACCAUUUGGUACCAGUUACUAAGCCACGGGGGGGCACCACUGCUGCUACCCUCCCGUCUC
Messenger RNA from Oncorhynchus keta (chum salmon), 1320 nucleotides. RefSeq lists its product as uncharacterized. NCBI's taxonomy places the organism in Eukaryota, Metazoa, Chordata, Actinopteri, Salmoniformes, Salmonidae. The transcript has 5 exons. Bases 16 to 918 code for a protein of 300 amino acids. The record is from RefSeq and is a predicted model, not a curated record.